Molecule: messenger RNA, 706 nt
Organism: Perkinsus marinus ATCC 50983
Lineage: Eukaryota; Perkinsozoa; Perkinsida; Perkinsidae
Exons: 5
Source: RefSeq, a predicted model, not a curated record
AUGGGACAGUAUAGGUACAUGUUGGCGACUAGCUGGAAGAAGUUUAUGAACAGGCUUGUAAAGAGUGGCAAUAUUAAGCCCAUGGAGAUCUUUGAUACCCUCAUAGAGGCUUUGGAUACGAACCCGGUGAAUGCUCUCUUGGGUUUAUCAGCGUUGGGUAGAUGUCGAGCUAUGCAGUUCUCUAUGAAGGCCAAGGAUGCUAUAGAGGGAGUCCUCCACACCGCGGACGAGUCGGAUAUCCUCGAAUCUGUCCGCUCGACUGCUGUUAUAGCAUUGGCCUUGUUACUUGGUUCGCUACCCUAUAAUCAAGCUAUCACUGCUGCCGAGAGUCUAUUCGCUCCUUUGGAGCAUUCAAGCUCGGCCAUUGAUACUACCCUAACCACAAGGCUGUGGAUGAUGCCUUACUUGUGUUUACUCCAUCCUGCUAAGGUUGAUCACGUCAUUGAUUGUUUGCUUAUGGGCUGCAAGGAUCCUGCUACUGCUACUGCAUGUGGAUAUGGUCUAGCCUUGCUUGUUAUACUCCAUUUUGGCCGUCCGGAGGUUGUACAAAGCCUCAUCAGUCGUCUGAAGGAUACUCAACCAUCUCCAGUUGAUACCUGUGCACGCGUGCUAUGUGGACUAGAUGUCAGCGACAAUUGGCAUUUCAUUGGUGAAUUGGGGAUGAUUGCUGCCGGUCUUGCUGGACUGCCCCCAGACCGAAUCACGG